This is a messenger RNA of Aspergillus welwitschiae, 1455 nucleotides long. Its product is annotated as FMN-dependent alpha-hydroxy acid dehydrogenase. Gene Ontology annotation, molecular function: oxidoreductase activity; heme binding. Lineage: Eukaryota; Fungi; Ascomycota; Eurotiomycetes; Eurotiales; Aspergillaceae. The transcript is spliced from 4 exons. Bases 1 to 1422 code for a protein of 473 amino acids. The record is from RefSeq and is a predicted model, not a curated record.
AUGUCAAUACUGAGUCGAGAAGAAGUCGAGAAGCACUCCACACGCGAGUCGUGCUGGGUAGCUAUCCAUGGCUCUGUUUACGAUGUCACUGAUUUCCUCGAUGAGCAUCCUGGUGGUCCACAGGUGAUUCUUCGCUGUGCGGGAAAAGAUGGCACGGCAGACUUUGAUUCAGUCCACGACAAAGACGUUCUCUCACAGGCCCUGGCCCCGUCGGCCCUCAAAGGCAUUGUCCAACCAGACACUCUGGCGACAGCAUCCCGACCCCUUCCCAAGACAUCGGCAACAGCUGAAGAAAACCCUCCACCACCACUAAACAGUAUAAUCAACCUCAAUGACUUCGAGAAGGUAGCACAGCAACAUCUUUCCCCUCAGGCAUGGGCAUAUUAUUACUCCGGAGCCGACGAUGAGAUCAGCAAACGACAAGGUCAAAAGGCAUACCAGAAGGUGUCUUUCCGGCCUCGCAUUCUCCGCAGCAUUCGCAACGUAGACACGUCCACCUCGAUUUUGGGACAGCCCGUGUCGCUGCCAGUGUACAUGAGCCCCUCCGGAAUCGCCAAAUUUGCUCAUCCCGACGGAGAGUGCGCACUGGCCAUCGCAGCUGGCGAGGAAGGAUUGGCACAGGUGCUGGCAAAUGGCUCCAGCAUGUCUAUUGAUGCUGUGCGAGCGGCGGGGAUCCACCCUAAUCAACCGCUUUUCCAGCAGGUGUAUGUCAAUAAAGACAUUAAAAAGUCGGAGGAGACAGUCCGACGGGCUGUGAAAGCUGGUGCUAGUGGUAUCUGGAUCACGGUCGAUUCCCCUGUUGUUGGGAAGCGGGAAAUGGAUGAGCGAUUGAAUCUUGAAGUUCAGGCGCGCGACUCGUCUGCCAAAGGACAAGGUGUCGCAAAGACAAUGGCCAGCUCCAUCUCGCCGUACAUUGACUGGGAGAUUCUCACAUGGCUUCGCGGUCUCACCGAUCUACCGGUGGUGAUUAAGGGGAUCCAAUGUGUGGAAGAUGCUGUUUUGGCAUAUCAACAUGGGGUACAGGGAAUCGUCCUGUCCAACCAUGGUGGCAGGUCCCAAGACACGCUCACCCGCAGCAGCGCUCAACCUCCACUGGUCACUUUACUCGAGAUCCGACGAUAUGCACCAUACCUGAUCGAAAGUAACAUGCAAAUUUUCAUUGAUGGAGGCAUUCGACGUGGAACAGAUGUCCUGAAGGCCCUUGCAUUAGGAGCAACUGCUGUUGGGCUUGGGCGACCAUUUCUGUUCAGUCUGGCAGCCGGCUAUGGAGCAGAUGGGACCCGCCGGGCCAUUCAAAUCUUGCGGCAGGAAAUUGAAAUGAACAUGGUGUUCCUGGGCGUGACAAAGCUGUCGGAAUUGGGGCCUCAUUUGGUGAAUUCAAUGAGGCUGGAACGAGAUGUAGUUGGCUCGGUUAAACUGUGAAGAGGCAGGCUUCUGUAGAUUACUGGAUAUGAA